Molecule: messenger RNA, 3392 nt
Organism: Liolophura sinensis
Lineage: Eukaryota; Metazoa; Mollusca; Polyplacophora; Chitonida; Chitonidae
Product: GPI ethanolamine phosphate transferase 3-like
Biological process (GO): GPI anchor biosynthetic process
Cellular component (GO): endoplasmic reticulum membrane
Molecular function (GO): mannose-ethanolamine phosphotransferase activity
Source: RefSeq, a predicted model, not a curated record
GGCGUCGAUGAUUUGUUCUGUUGACGUUCUCGAUCUUAUUAUACAUCACUAAUCAAGCAUUAUGGGGUUAGGGCUCCGUCUGUUUGUGCUCCUGUUAAGCUUGUUGGCGCUCAUCUCCUUGGGCACUAUAAUAUUCACGAAGGGAUUUCUGUUGAAAAGGACUGUCGUGAACAAAACCAGCGAAUGCAGCGUAGAUUUCACGAUACAGUCAGAGCGUCACGGGGAAGAAGGGUGCUGGAUGCAUCGGCGUUACAGAAAAGCCGUACUAAUCGUAAUUGAUGCGCUGAGAUACGAUUUCAUGCUGUUCAAUUCCUCCCUGGCUGACGAUACAGCCCAAUACUUUGAAAAUAAACUGCCUGUUUUGUACGAGUUGCUCCAAAGAAAACCUCUAAACAGUCGUCUGUAUAAAUUUGUAGCAGAUCCACCGACAACCACACUGCAAAGACUGAAAGGGUUGACCACCGGCAGUUUGCCCACUUUCGUCGAUGCUGGAUCAAACUUUGCCAGCUAUGAAAUCACAGAGGAUAAUGUCAUAGAUCAGCUACGGAAGUUAAACAAACGCAUCACAUUCAUGGGAGACGAUACAUGGAUGGGCUUGUUCCCAGGCAGGUUCCAGCGAAGUUUUCCAUUCCCAUCAUUUGAUGUAAUGGAUCUACACACAGUUGACCAUGGCAUUCUGGAGCAUUUGCUGCCAGAGCUGAGACGGAGUGACUGGGAUGUGGCGAUUGCUCAUUUUCUGGGUGUGGACCAUUGUGGUCAUCGUUUUGGACCCUCACAUAUUGAAAUGUCCAAGAAACUACGACAAAUGGACAUUAUGCUAAGGUCCAUUGUGGAGCAGAUGGAGGAAGACACGGUGUUGUUUGUGAUGGGUGAUCAUGGUAUGACCAGAACUGGGGAUCAUGGUGGAGACAGCCAGAGUGAGCUAGAAGCAGGUCUGUUUAUCUACAGCCCAGCUCAGAUUACUGCCACACCCCUGCCCAAGGACCCGUCUCAGUAUGGUACAGUCUCCCAGAUUGAUUUGGUGCCAACACUGUCUCUACUGCUGGGGGUGCCCAUACCUUUCUCUAAUCUAGGGACGGUGAUGAUGGAGUUGUUCAAUCAUUGUCCAUGGUGGAAGACAGGCAACAGCAAGAUUAAGCAGACGUAUCAUUCGCUGAAGGCGCUGCGUCUGAACGCCUAUCAGGUGAAUGGGUAUUUGGAGGCUUACAAGCCCUUGGCCGGUGAUUUGGACGUCGGUCAGCUGGAAAAGCUGCAGAAGCUGUUCAUCCAUUCUGAAGCUGAUCUACAGAACCUGCUUACCGCCAUGGUGAAAAACAACGACAACAGGGACGUGGAGCGAAGAAUGCAAAUUCUAGAGGAUCACUAUUUUACCUACUUAAUGGAGUUAAAUCAUUGUGCAGAGAAAACAUGGGCUAAAUUUGACAUGGGCUCUGUGUAUCUUGGCUUGACUGUGGUGUUCGUGAGUGUGGCAGGGACGGUAGCUCUCCUGGUGUUGACCAACACUGGCCAAGAGACAGUCAGCUGGAAGAUGUACCUGUGUGUCGGUGGCUGUUUGGUUAUCACAGUAUUUGGCGUUGUCCAGAAGUCAUACAUGUCUAACAGCUCAAUGCCCUUCAUUCUUGGAACUUUUGAUCUUCUUGUUUUUGUGUUCAUGGUCUUUGCUGUUAUGAACAUGUCACAGAAAAAGAAAGAAGGCCAUACAGAUUCAGAUUCAGGAAAAAUGGCAGAUAUAGUAAAGCUGCCAAAACUGGAUACACUUAUAUCCUGUGUAGUUUGUUUUCUAACAUUUGUCAGCUAUUUUUCUAACAGUUUUGUUGUCUAUGAGGAUAAACUAAUGACAUUUCUAACGCAGACCCUGCUGGUAGUUCUGAGUUUUUUUGCUGCAGCAGACAUUUUUUACCGUGAGAAAGCAGCAGAUAUUGACAGAAGAGAGAAAAGUGGGCCUCAGAAACGUCCCCACAAUUUUGAUGUGAUCAAACUGCUUACACACCCGAGCUGUAUGACUUUGAUUCUGGCAGUUCUUAUGAUGAUUUGUGUGCGAGCGUCAUCUGUAUUUCACGCUUGCCGAGAGGAACAGGUCAACUGUGAAAUUUCAGCUUUUCUGGAACCGUUGUCAGAGUCAAAUUCACGGAAUGCUCGCUAUAUGUUCAGCAUAGCAUGCUUAGUGAUCACAGUAUUUAGUAGUAGACUUUGGCUGCGACAUUUUGGUAAUUUGAAUGGUAACUCUUUUCCCGUACUCUGUGCACGAUAUGCGAUACCUGCAGCUGCUGUGUGCCUAGCUCUGCACUGGGCUUUAACAGGACUUCCAGCAAAAAUACUGGAUUCCUUAGAACCCUGGCAACAGGUGGCACUGCCGAGAGCUGCAUACUUUUUACUAGGGCUGUGUUUAGUUGCCAUUUUGUUUUCCCCGUUGUGUAUUUAUAAGCUGCCGACUACAAAUGAUCACGAGUUCCAGUUAUACCCUGGUCUUUCUAGAAAUCAAAUAAUCCCAUCUUUAUUCAGUCAUGUUAAACAGAACUUCAGACAACAGUUAGCCAAUCAGAAGUCAGAGGACAAGCCGCCUGUUGUAUAUGGCCUUGGAUCAAUGUACAGUGCCUCCAUUGUGUUUCUGGUCACUGUGUGCUGUUUGUUGAUCAGUUUGUUAUUAGGGGAUGGGAUGUCUCCCUCGGUUUUCCUGAUGCUACUUGUCCAGUUUCUGUAUUUAGAACUUUGUGCUCAAUUAUAUGGACACAAAUCUUCAGAGGGUGUAUCCAUCUUUAUGUUGCCUGUCAUCGGCUGGGGACUUCUCACUUCUCUCUUUUUCUACAACUCUGGUCACCAAGCAACGGUCACCACAAUCAGAUGGGAGGUGGCCUUUACAGGUUUCCAUGGAAACCAUGAGAGUAACAUUGUACCAGCAGUGCUGGUUGCCCUGAACACCUUCAGUUCUUACAUCCUCUUCACAGUUGCCUCCCCUUUGUUGCUCUUCAGUCAGAGAGUGCGCACAGGACUUAUCACCGUCUUCUCUAAAGCUAAGUUGGAUGUGCCAGAAAAGGGGGACUUCAGUUUGAAUGAAGAGCCAGCUGUGUUGAGAACUGCCAUUUUCCGGCUUUUUCUGUCAAUAAUCUUGUUUCAGUGUCUCAAGUUAUUUGCCUCCAUGUGUGCUGCAGCGCUUCACAGACGUCAUUUGAUGGUAUGGAAGAUAUUUGCUCCACGAUUUGUGUUUGAAGCCACAUCUUCAUUCUUGGUGUUUGAACUUUGCUCGCUGAUGUAUUUAUUUGUUCUGCGAGUGGAUUCUGCCCUUAACAGAUGGGUAUCCUGUCUGGCAGAAACACAGAAAACAAAAUGAUUCUGAACAUUUUACACCUUAAUGAUCUGUGUGUUCAUAGAAAAUUUACAGGAAAGAAUUUGUU